CGGGGAGACGCCAGUGGAGCCGGGGGGUGGGCGUGAGGUAUCCUCCAGGGAAAGUUCCGCGCAUGGGGGGCCUCGUGGCCGGAGCAUCCUCGCUCCGAUGAAGCCCUGCGGGACGCAUCCGAGCCGGGCUGCGUUCCUGCUGCCCCCCGGCUGGGAACGCUGCUCCGGCUGCGGGAGGUGGAUCCCGGACUGAGCGGCGCAGCGCCGCUGUGGGCCGGGAAUGAGGGGUUUUCCCUGUCUCCACUCCCUGCCUUCCCUUUGUGUGGUGCUUUUUUCUUUUUCCUCCCAUUGGUAGCUCCCAUCAGGACACUUGUUAACCACCUUCGGGUGAUGCAGGAGCCAUUAGCGACGCGAACUCCCCGGCUUCCAUCCCGGCGUUCAGCAUCUCUGCAUCGCAGCACGUUAAUUUUUUUCUUUUCCCGGUCGGUUGGAUAAAAUGAAUAAUGGGGCACUUGGAUCAUCGCCCCCUGACUUGGUAACUCGGUGACCUUAAAAGUGACUGCAAAAUGAACAGCAGAGGACAGUGCAAAAGACGCAGCGGGCCCUCGCUCUGAGCCUCCAGGAUUUGAAGAUGUCUGCGUGCAGUGACUUUGUGGAACACGUGUGGAAGCCUGGCUCCUGUAAAAACUGCUUCAACCCAAAGAGUUCCCAUCAGCUGCAAACACCCCCAGACCUGGGAGCGUGCAGUGUGCUCCCGAAUGGAGGUAGGAGCAAGGCUGGGAGCCCAGCGUUGGAAGACGAAGGCAUAAAUACUUCUGUGUUCUCCAAGCCAACCAUUGCUGUGAAGCCAACUAUGAUAAACUCAGAUGUUUCUGACACGUGGGCGGAUGUGAAUAUGAAUGCAGAUCUGUCACAGGCCAAGAGCAGAGCCUGGUAUCCUAGAAACCGUGGGCUGGCUGCCAAGUCAAUAGCUACAGACAUGGAGGAACGGGGCUGCCGCAGCCUGGCCAUGGGUUGGCAGGUCGGCUGGGGAAUGGUUUCGGGUAAACACCUCCUUCUGAAGUCGGGUGACUCACAACGGAUCUGCCUCGAUGGCUUUGGAACCAGCGGCAUGAGAAAGCCCUUCCUGCACAGCCCGUCACGUGACUGCCUGUCCUGCUGCACGCCCAGCUACUCCAUGGUGGGCCUGCGCAGCCUGGAAAGCCAUGUGGAGAGGAACGUUUCCAUCCACAGCCUGGUGCUGGUGGGUGAGGUGGGCAAGCAGGAGGACAGAGCCAAGGAGAAGUUUGCGCUCCCACAUCGGCCCCUCUGCCCUAAUCUGGGGGACAGAGGUGUCAUGAGCUCUGGCAGAAACCCUUCAUCCUCAGAGAGUGACUGCGGCCACCUCUCCUCCAGCUUCGAAGGGGAAGGGGGAGAGUACUGUUCGAUCACAGAGUCCCACAGAGAAAGCCCGGCCCCCCGUGGCUGGAGGCAGCGGGAUGCUGUGGAGCUCUCCAGGCCAAGUGGCAGGGCGGUGAAGUUCAGUGAGGAGGAGCGCAGGGCUGUGAACGUGGCCUUCUGCAUAGCGAAAGAGCGGAGUGAUCUGCUUCCCUACACCCAGUGUGCAGAGAGUAAAAAGCUGACCCGCCAGUCUGACACUGCUGCCCUCCCUGAGGGCAGCAGCAAGAUGGCUGCCUCUGCACCAUGCCGGGAGAAGGAUAGCUUGCCUCUUCCUGGAGACCUGGAUGGAGGCCCCACGCCUGAGGGGCUGAGCGCUCCCCAGCAGGCCUUGGUGGAGCCGCAGCGCACCCGGCUCACUGAGCCAGCCCGGGGGGAUCCCAUCUAUGCCGAGAGCACCAAGAGGAAGAAAGCCCAGCUGAAGGGGGUUGGAGGAUGUAUGGAUGCAGAGAAGCUGGUCAGUGGCAAGGAGCAGGCCGAUGGGAUGUGGAGGGACGGGGGCUGGCUGCUGGGUGCUGAGAAGGAGCACCAGGACCCCACGGCCCAAGUGGCAGCAAAGAUAACAAUUAUGGCCGCGCACACAGAGGAUGACCACAAGACAAUAUUCCUCAGCAGCCCUGACUCUGCUGUGGGAGUUCAGUGGCCGUGUAUCAACCCCACUUCCCACCCUGAUUUUGGGACUUCAUCACCCACUGUUGAGCCUGGUGAGAUCUUUCAAGCAUCCGGAAGUGAAAAUGGCCCAAGGUUUCACUUGGCAGCUCCUACCAAAAACACAGUUAUGGAGAGCCCAGCCAUUCCCCCAAAGAUGUCCAAAAGCAGCCAGCAGGGCAGCGAGGGGAGCCAUGUACCCCCAGUCAGUUCCUCUGUGACAAAGCUUGGUGACACCAGUAGCCAUGAUGGAGCUGGUGCUCAGCUGCUGCCAAGGAGCUGCGCAGAUGCAGGUACCUUCAGGACAUCCCCUUCUCUGUGUGCUCAUGUUAAUGGAGUCUCUGUGGAAGAGUCCAGUAGAGGCCUGACAGGCUCGCCCUAUGACAGGAGGCAGAAAUACUACACUCCAACAUGGGCCAAGCAGUGCCGGAUAGAGGAAGAGGAGGAGGAAGAAGAAGAGGAGGAGCAGGAGGUCUCAACCCACCCAUGGGCAGUGGGAGCUGAGAAUGGAAGAGCUGGUGCUGACCUCAUGGAAGACUGCCCAGUGCUGGAGAGUCAGGCUGGGAUCAGCAAGUCAUUAUCUUUCUCCUUUGACUUCCCUAAGGACAAGAGCAAUGGGAUGGAGUUUGCACCGCCGCCACCACCACCACCAAAAAAGCAGUCCAGGCACACUCCGAAAAUGAACCCAAAUAACGCUGAGUUGGAGAGGGCCAGCAACAGCUCGGCUGAGAGCCUGAGCCCACCUUUCAGGAGCGUCCACGUCAGCUUCACAGCUGGCUCCUCCGACAGCCUCGAUUCUGACACACAGACCGGCAGUGAUGGCAGGCACUCAUCUGAACCAAAUCACUCGCCUCCUCCAGCUGAGAGCCUGGCAUUUCCCCCUGUCCCCUUCCCUCCUGCCUCCGGUGAUGAUAGUCUCUCCUCUGUCCCAAGCCGCCCACCUCCUCUGCCUCAGAAGAAGAUGGUGAGCAGGACGGUGUCCUCCCCAGAUGGCUUUUUUGGGGGACAGGGGUCUUCUGGCAGAGCAGCUGGCACUGCUUGCCCCAGGCUGAACGUCAGCCAUUCUGAGAGCAAUGUCUGCCUACGUGAGGAACCUCCUUUCCUCCACCCAGCCAGCCUCAGAGGUCAUCCCAGCGUCUUCUCCUCCUCAGAGUCCCUGGAGAAAGGCUCCAAAGGAAAUGGCUACUGGCCCUCAGCCUCCAGCAAGAGCACAGGGACCUGCGUCCCCAGCAGAAACCUCCAGUCCCGUUCUUCCUCUCAGCUCAGCAUGUCUAGUCAGGUAUCGUCCGGCUCCAGCCUCCAGCUCCACAACCUCCUGAGCAAUAUUGACAGCAAGGAGGGGGUGUACGCCAAGCUGGGGGCCCUCUACGCUGAGUCCUUGCGCCGUCUGGUCGCCAAGUGUGAGGAUUGCUUCAUGCGGGAGCAGAAGAACGAGCUGCACUUCAGUGAGAACAACUGGUCACUCUUCAAGCUGGCGUGCAACAAACCCUGCUGUGACUCAGGGGAUGCAAUCUAUUACUGUGCCACCUGCUCCAAGGACCCUUCUACCACCUAUGCUGUGAAGAUAUGUAAAACCCAGGAGUCCAAGGUGGCUGCUUCGUACUGCAGCCCUCCAGUGCCAGUCCACUUCAACAUACAGCAGGACUGUGGGCAUUUUGUGGCCUCUGUCCCCUCGAGCAUGCUGCUGGCCUCAGAUAUGGGGAAGAGCAUGUCUGGGGAUGGCCUCCGUCCCUCCCGCGCUGCCAGUGAGCAUGACUGUGUGGUGGUCAUCACCCGCGAGGUGCCGAGCCAGACCACUGCCGACUUCGUGAGGGACUCAGUGACACUGCACCAAGCCAAGCCUGAGAUGUACGAACGUCGGGUUUGCUUCUUGCUCCUCCAGCUCUGCAAUGGCCUGGAGCAUCUCAAAGAGCACGGCAUCAUUCAUCGGGACCUGUGCCUGGAGAACCUUCUGCUUGUCCCCUGCAAGCCCCUCAUGAGCUGUGCGAAAGCCAAAGAUGACAAAAACUUGCCCCGCCUCAUCAUCAGCAAUUUUUUGAAAGCUAAACAGAAACCAGGAUCUGGAGACUCCAAACUGAAGAAGAGCCAGGCCCGGCUGGCCCCGGAGAUUGUGUCAGCUUCUCAGUACAAGAAGUUCGAUGAAUUUCAGACUGGAAUUCUCAUCUACGAGCUCCUGCACCAGCCCAACCCCUUUGAGGAGAAGGUGCACCUCAAGGAGCAGGAGUACAGCCCUGAGGACCUCCCUGCUCUGCCCAGCCUGUCCAUCUAUUCCCGGGGGCUCCAGCAGCUGGCCCACCUGCUUCUGGAGGCGGACCCCAUCAAGCGUGUGCGGAUCACAGAGGCCAAGCGGAUGCUGCAGUGCUUGCUGUGGGGGCCACGGAAGGACCUGACCGAACAGCCCCUCAGCCAAGAGGAAGCCCUCCACCAGGUGCUCCAGAACUGGGUGGACAUGAAGCGUGCCCUGCUGAUGAUGAAGUUUGCGGAGAGGGCUGUGGACACAGAGCGGAGCGUGGAACUGGAGGACUGGCUGUGCUGCCAGUACUUAGCGUCUGCUGAGCCUGUUUCCCUCUCGCACACGCUAAAACUGCUGCAGCUGCUCUGACCUUGGAUGUGUUUCAGAGGCAGCUGAAUGCUCCUGAUUGCCUUGCAGCGAAAGGUACACAGCCCCAUUAACAUGUGAGAGGCUUGAAUCUUGGCUGUGAACGUGUGUUCAUCUCCUGUCCUGAGCUCUGAUCAAUGUAAGACAUGGUUAGUACCCUGAGCACUAAUUUGCGAGCAGGCAAAACUGGGAACCUACUCCUCUCGAGGAGGAUUUUUUUUUUUUGUAUGGUAAGUCUGUGGACUAAUAAACUCCUGCCCAUGUGUGUGCAUGUUUCUUCUGAACAAAAUGUACGUGAGUUGAUUUCUGCACCUGUUGGAUAAUCCUUUGGCCCCUACUUCGCUAAAGCAUCAGAGCCCCCUUGUCUGGAACUACCAGCGCUCACCAGAGUGGGCAGGCCAGCUUAUUCUCCUUGGGAACAAGAGCAGUACAUAUAACUCUCCUUCGUGAGGAAGAACAACAAGGGGCUUUCGAAUUCAUGUCUGUUUUGACAUCCAUUUUGUUUCUCACUUUUACAACAAAAAUCAUGGCUUGCUUCUGUGUAUAAGCUGUAUUUUCUGCUGUGAGCAACUCAUUAUCACCUGCCUAUUACCUUCUGUAGGUGCUAAUACAGCAUUGCUUUCCUGUCUUGCACUGCAACCUUGUAGCUGCUCAUUUGUGUAAGGAUGAGAGAGACAGGAUGGGGCUGUUCACAGAGAUGAUGCUGCAUGCUGGGAAUUACCCCUUGUAAAGUUAAUGAAAUGGAAAAUCCCCAAUUCACCUCCAAGGCCUCAGGGAAGAAAGUCAGGGCCGGGCCACUUUGCUUUCCUCAUCCCUCCAGCACCUUCCCAUCACCUGGUAACUUGCCUGUCCCCUGUGUGUAGCAUUUAUUUAACCCCUUAAUUAUGAGAUUAGCUGGCCUGGUCCCAGUAGCCUCUGGUCUGGAAGGCCCUUAUUGCUGCUGGUGUUUGCAUUACAAAUGCAUAGGGCAGGGUGCACUCUGAAUGUUCUUCCAACAGCUGUGGCACCAUGGAAGAGAGAGAAGCUGCCUAGCUCCUUCCAACUCCUUCCCUUCCAUCAAGACGUACAGCAGCCACCUGGCUUGGUGGAGAGGCCACACUGCUGAUUUUUCAGGAAGAUUUGGGGGCUACUUUUACUCUCUUCCACCCCAAAAUGAGGCAGAGAUGAGCACCUGGGACCAGUUCUGCAGUCAUUGGCUGAGGGGUAGACUUGGGGCUCAUGGUGAGAGCCCAGUAUCAGCUUUGCUGAGGGAGGACAUCACCAGCUGAGCUGCACCCAGUCCAGCUGAAAAUGAGGAGAAAACUUUCCUCCAUCCUCUAUUCACCUCCAGCUCUAGCCUGCUCUCUUGUGGGAAUUUUAAUUCCCCACGAUUUUUGACACAUUGUACACUUAGUGUGAAUCUUCUUCAGGCUUCUCACCUGGAUUUUUUAAUCUAUUUGUCUGCGGUUGCUGCUGAUGGGAGGGGAUGGUUCCUUGGCUGGGCAUCCAUUUGCGAUGAAUUUCCCCCAACCCCCUUAGGCAGAAAGCCGUGCACGUCCCUGCCUGCUGAAAGAAUGUGGGAUGACUCCAACUGUGACUGUCGGGGAUUUUUUAUGCACCAGCUUUCUUGCGCCUGACUUGCAUACACUUCCCUCCAACAUAGGCAGUGUGAACCUUCUCACUUGGGAACCACUGUCCUGUGGACCAUCCUGCGUGCUUUACCCUGGAAAGUCUGGCCCCAGCCUGCUGCUUGUGAUCUCCUAACAGCUGUGCUGGCAAAGGGAGAUAAUAUAUGUGGCAAGUGGCUUGUGAGGCUCAGCUGGGUGCUCAGCGGUACCCAAGAAAUAGGCAAACAUCCAGCUAGCCCACAUAAAGUACGGUUGGAUCCAUUUUGCAUGCUGAGUUUAGUGACAAACACCCACCCUGACUUAAGUACUAUUGCGGGAUCUGCAUGGUGUAGGAUGCUAACCUGAUCAUAAUGCUCUCAGUUGAGUUUGGGUAUUUGAGACUGCUUCUGGUGUUGGUCCUGGUUCCCUGGAGCAGUGUCUCCCAUAUAUCAGAGGCCAACAACAAUCUUGUAACAUUUUCAGCUAUAUUCUUUUGACAUUGAAUGGUUGGCUUCAUGCUUUCAUAUAAACAAAAACUCUUAAAUCCAUGUUUUCCUAAUAUCUUUCCCUCUGGUAUCUCAUACUUGUUCUCCAGCCUAAAAUAUCUCAGGGAAAGUGUGAAGGGGCCCCUGCUGGAGAAGUACUGCAGGCCCAUGCCUUCCAGUUGUGCUGCUAGGUUGGUAGGGAAAGGAAUGUUUCUUGUCCUGUGCUGCCCCCACACAGACUGCCAGCUCUUUUUCCUUUGUCCAGGCUCCACUGGUUCUUGAGUACAAGAAAGCUGGUAAGGUGUGGCUCCCUGCUCAUACAUGUGAUCCCAGUGGAGGACAGGUUGCCAGGAGCUGGACACCGUUGCUGACAAAUGCACAUUUGCAGUACAGAUGAGUUUGGUGGCAAGGCUGCAUGCUUUCCACAUGAGACCCAAAGCCCCAAGACAGGGGACAGCUGGGCAGGCAGUGCUGCUGGAAGCUGUUUUGCCCAGUUUGGUGACAUCCUUACCUUGCUUCACUGCAUCCCUUGAAGUUGGGAGAUAUCCCAAGAGUAAAAGAUAGCCUGGGCCUCUGGAGAUUGCCUGACAAAAGCUCUUAUCAGUGCAUGCUCACAGGUGAAAAAUUUCUUCACAGAAAGAGUGAUGAGGUAUUGGCACAGGCUGCCCAGGGAGAUGCUGGAGUCACUGACCCUGGAGGUGUGGAAAAGUGUAGAUGUGGCACUGACGGUUUGUGCCACUGAUGGUUUGUGGGCAUGGUGGGGAUGGAUUGAUAUUUGGACUGAAUGAGCUUAGAGGUCUUUCCAGCAUUUAUGAUU
This is a messenger RNA of Numida meleagris (helmeted guineafowl), 7512 nucleotides long. It is a transcript of the gene PRAG1, whose product is annotated as PEAK1 related kinase activating pseudokinase 1. Gene Ontology annotation, molecular function: protein kinase activity; ATP binding. Gene Ontology annotation, biological process: protein phosphorylation. The transcript has 7 exons. The record is from RefSeq and is a predicted model, not a curated record. Bases 572 to 4627 code for a protein of 1351 amino acids. NCBI's taxonomy places the organism in Eukaryota, Metazoa, Chordata, Aves, Galliformes, Numididae.